Galleria mellonella (greater wax moth) is the source of this 9718-nucleotide messenger RNA. It is a transcript of the gene tefu, whose product is annotated as serine-protein kinase ATM. Bases 408 to 8861 code for a protein of 2817 amino acids. Gene Ontology annotation, biological process: DNA repair. Lineage: Eukaryota; Metazoa; Arthropoda; Insecta; Lepidoptera; Pyralidae. Gene Ontology annotation, molecular function: protein serine/threonine kinase activity; protein binding. The record is from RefSeq and is a predicted model, not a curated record. The transcript is spliced from 36 exons.
AAUGUUUCCGUCGCUUCUUUAAACUUCAAAUCGACCGUAUUAAAAGACAAAAAUUUUAUUUUUACACUUAAAGAUUUUGGAAUUUUUUGUUCUUACUUUACACUCAUGUUUGUACUUUGUUGUCACGUUUCACAUUCAAAUUUUGUUUCUUUUUUUUUUAAUUUCCUUCAUUAAGGGGUGGCUGUAUCGCUUUCGUUAAUGUUUUUGAAAAUAUUUACUAAUUUAUAAAUUUCAGUUUGUUAUCUCUUAAGGCUUUAUCGACUUAACGUAUAGAUCUGAAGACUUAGAAAGAAAAACAUGAUCUAUGACAGAGAGAGAGAGAGAUAUUUUACAUUAAAAAAGGAGUGGUUAUAAUAGUUUAAACCUCUAGUCAUUUUUAAAGUAGGUGUUGAAUAUUUUUAAUAAAUAUGGAUUUCGAAAACACUGUACGAGAUCUCUGCGUUGGGCUUACUGCUUCACGGGCGACAGACCGAAAGAGAAGUGCAGAAUCAUUAAAAGAUUUUCUUUCAAGGAAUGCUUUGGGAGCUGUGUUAACGAAAAAUACUCUAAAGAAAUGUGGAUUUACAUGGAGUAAUCUAUUCAAUGACAUUAAUGACUACAUACUUAAGGAAACAGAAAAUUUUGAAACAUCUAAAACAUUCAACAAUGUGACAGGACCUUUAUGUGCAAGUUUACUUCACUUGUGUAUUUCUGGUGCUAAUAAAGGUAAAGCAUAUAUAAAUUGUGAUGUGAUUAUAUCGGCAUCUUUAAAUGUUUUGAAAGAUACUCGACUAACAAAAGCUAUUGGAGAUGCAUAUUUCAGUAUGCUGUAUAAAUAUGUUUUGCCACAUGAUUAUUAUUUAAGCUUCAUCACUGCAAGUAAUUGGGAAGAUCUUCUUGAUGUUACUAUUGCUAUGUGCCGUUCAAAUUCUUCUACAUUGGAUGACUUUACAAAGUUGAGGAUAGUCUGGCUUAUUCUCAAGACUGGACGAGAAUAUUGUCAACUUGUAAUACCCAUGAGAGAUAGUUUAUCAAAAUUAAAGAAAUGUUUCCUCAAAAUUGUGAAUGACAAAAAAACACAAGAAGUAAUGAUUGAAAUUAUGAUUAUACUGUUGAAGACGCUAGCGUCAGAAAGCCGCUUGGAGAUGUGCGAGUUCACUGAAAAUGUCUUAAGCUCAUUGUUAAAUUUUUAUGAUCAAAAUAUUGACCAAAAGAGAAAGUGCUCCUUUUUUGAGUUGUUGGAACUAAUAAUAGUUCUUCAUCAUCCAAAGGGAACAUUACAGAAAAAUGAAGGCAGUUUAGCGCAUGACUGGCAAAUUUGGAAUAAACAUUUGAAUAGUAUUUUGGAAAUUAUAUGCCUAGAGGUUACUUUUUUACAGAAACUUCGCAAACAAAUUGAUGUAUAUAUUAAACAGUCCAGUCAAUAUUUUUCUCUAUCUGCAUCAGUUUAUUAUCAGAUAUUUAAUUUGUCUUUGGAUGUCGAAGAAUCUACAUCGGAAAAUACACCGAAAAGGCCAAGAAUGACUGUUAAUAAGAAUAAAACAUUUAGUGAUCUCAUAGUAGAAUUUCAACAUAAUCAUAUUCCAUGGUUGGGUAUAAUAUAUAAGUUUAUUGAAAAAUAUGGUGAUACAGUAUCCACAGCUGACUAUUUGUCGUUGUUGUGCAUAAUGGAAAGUUCAAUAUCAAAGGGUGUUUACAGUUUCGACUGUGAGAUUUUCGAGGCGUUAUGUUGUUUAAUUAUAAAGACUAUGAAUGACCGUUCGGACAGAGAUAAUGACGAGCACUUUGUCUUAUUGUGGAAGGCGUGUGUAAGACAUUCAACAACUGCAACUGCCAUGCAAAGAAUGUUACAUACAGUCAUGCAAUUAUUACUGGAAUCCACAAAAUUAACAUACCAAAAUGUACAACCGUUAAUUAAAUUAUAUAUUGAAAAAGGCAUGCCCGUCAAUAACCACAGUGUAUGCACCUUAAAUAAAAUAAUUCAAAAAUUUUUCAAUAAAUGUAGUCAAUUAGACACUCGUUAUAAAUGCCUUUCGUGGCUAAUGGAAGGUUCAAUUACCUCUAUUAAUGUGAUUUGUUUGCAAGAACUGUUGUGGAGACUCGUGGCAAAUGAAAAUAUAUUUCUACGACAGACCCUUUUGGCGCCUUCGGACUGUGAUAAUUUGUAUGAUACAUUAUUUGGCUCCACUGAAAGGUGCAUAUUAUUUAGCGAAUUUCAAUUGCAUCUAAAAUCUGAACCAGUUUCUGAUAAUAAAGAUAUAGAUGAAAACAUUGAAGCAAAUAUUGAAAUGCAUAAUGAGAUAUGUAAAUAUUUAGAACAUAAAAUGUCUGAAAAUACUUCCAAAAUCAAUGAGAAUGAUAUUGAAUUGUUAGAAUAUGUUAAACUUGUCAGACUUGUGUUAGCUUACUUAGAUGUCACGUUGAAGAAUGAUGUUGUAAAUCACAAUGAAAUAAUAGAGAUUCAGGUGUAUGGUCUAUUAAAAGAAUCACUUAAGCUGAUGUAUGUGACAUUAGUUAAUAUGUUAAAAGAUGAUAACGUCCUAAAUUUACAUAAAAAUAUUGUUACAAAAUAUGUACAAGAACUGGUUGUUUUUGAAUAUGAUUCUCUGCUUUGUGCUGAGGUACGCCAAUGGAUGGGUGAAGAGCUUUUUCACUGCAUUAUGGAGAUCUUGAAUAGAGAAAGUGCCACCGAUGAUGACAUUGAAGAAUGUGAAAAGGAUGAACAAGAAACUAGUUUCGCUGGUUUGAAACGAAAUUGUAUACUUCUUAUUGCGGCUUAUUGUAGAAAACAAGAAAAUUAUAGAAAUGAAUUAUUAGAUACAGUAUUAGAACCGAAUUUGUAUAAUUUUACAUGCCAUUUGGAUGUUCAGUGUGCAUUUCAAUGUAUCGAAUUAUUAACUGAUGCCAAAGUAGAGGAAGCUCCAAUAGAUUCAGUUUUUAAUCUUAUGAAAUUCAUGUGUAAAGACUUGUUUAGAAAUCCCAAAGCAACUUUUGGAUUGGUAAAAAUUUUAAACUGUAUGCUUGAUCGUAUAUGGUCUCGAGACAGUAAUACGAAACAAAAUUGUUUUAUUAUGGUCAAGAGUUACUUGGAUAGAUGUAUCAAAUUAUAUUAUCCUCCACAUGUGGCCGGACUGAUUUACAAAAGUGCAGCAAAAAUAGUCGCAUUGAGUCUGAAACAUGACAUGAAUCCUAAAUAUGACAUCGAAUCGUUCAAGACGAUCUUAAUUGAUAGAACAAAAGGAGAUAUCCACUGCAUCCGUUUGCAUUGUGUUUAUUUGUUGAAAUUGUUGAUUGUUGAUUUGUCUUAUUUUGACAUUGACUCAUACUUAAUUGGAUUAGAAGAUAUAUUCACAGUCAAUGUAUCACACAGAAGAGAGUUAAUUCUAACAGAUGAAUCAGCGAAUCGUACUUCGACCGUAAUGCACAGUUUUCUAGCGAUAGCACAAACAAACAGUUCAUUAUUACGUAAAAUAAUCACAUUGACAUUGCAGACGCAAAAAGAAAAAUCUUUGGAUUUAAAUUUGGUCAAGAAGGUACUAAAUAUAAUAACUCGUACUAUUGCUAGUACCGAUCUAGACGUAUACUUGAACAGUAAUGUACUGUCGAUAUUGAAUUUUUGGUUUUGCAAUCAAUAUAGCAUAAACGAUUUGCCUGCACCUUUAUUCGGGAUGGAUACCAUAGAAGAAUUCGUACGGACGCAUAUGAAAUGGGUUGUAGCGGCUGAAAUAUUGUGGCACAAUGGUGGCAAUAUAAAAUCUAGUGAUCUUGUGAAAGAAAUUAAAAAUAAAUAUGAAACAUCAGAGGAAAGAAUUAUUGAGGACUGCUUUUGUAAUAUCAUACUGUUAUGCCUUCCAUAUAUUACCGCAAAAAAAUAUGGAUUAGAUGAUUUGAAAACAAGAAAUCCAAGCCACUAUCAAUCCAUGACAACGAACGCUCAUAAAUUAUUUCAAACCACCAGAAAUAUUUUAGAUAAUGACAAAUGGAGUAAUUUAUUUGUGGAAAAUAUAGCAGAUUUGUUGUUGCUAACAGCGACUCAUUUGAGUGAUAAUAUAGAAGCUGGACAAAAGUUUGGCAUAGAACUUGCUCAACAUACGGAGACAUAUUACUACCCAAAGAGAAUAUUCUCUGCCAUACUUACGUAUUUUGGGGAAUUGACUGAUGAAAAUAUCUUAAAAUAUAUGUGCGAUAACCAACCAGUGGUCAUAUUCAAGACAUUAUUCAAAUUGUGGGAAAAUGUAUUACAGGAGAAUGUGUUUGAAUAUAAAAUAUUGUUGUUAAAUACAUUCCUAACAUUCAUAGAUAUCAUUCCAUUGGGUCAUCACUCUGAUGCAUUUGUAUGUAAUUUUGUGUGCAAUAGUUUAGGGCAAGCAAUAAAAAAAUCAAAAAACAAAAUGGAAGUAAAAAUAUUAGCUAAUUCAUUAAAAAUUGUACUAAAUAAAUAUAUCCCGGAAAAAGUAAACGACCUGCGUACGACCAUAUCUCAUUUAUUAGCCAUUUUAUUAAUAAAGAAAGAAGAUGGUUAUGAAGAAGAUUUUGAGUUAUUAUUAAAUUAUCUAAUAGUAGACAUGAAAGAAUAUUUGAAGGAAAGUGAUGAUGUUGUUGAUUACAUACAAUCAAUGUCUCAAGGUAUUAUUGAAAAUGAUACUUGUUCUACGAAUACUGAAUUUUUAAAUCGGCUUAGAACACAUAGACUGGGCUUGAAGUGUCCAAGCCAUGAAACCCUAGUAAAAAUGUCAAAUUUUUUGAAAAUGAAUAAGCAAUAUGUGGAUGAUUUAUGUAUAGAAUUGGAUGCAAGAGGGUUUUCAGAAAAUUGUGAGACAAGUAUAAUUCACCAGAUUAUAAAUGAUAUCAGUAACAUUCUAAAAUACGCAUCAGAUACGAAGACAAUUAUUGAAGCAACCACUUGCCUCUCAGAGAUAGGAAAUUAUGAUUUAAAAACAUUAGUAACAGUGCCAGCAAAUAACACCACCAGGAUAGUAAAUAUUCAGCCGCAAGACUAUUUUGCGAGCACAGUAAUGAUGUCUGUCUCAGAUAUUUUAUUCGAUGAAAAUCCUAAUGUUACUAAUAAAGCAGCUAUAACAUUGAAUAGUUUAUUAAAAUUUCAAGAUGGCAACAACGCUCGAUGCGUUGCGGAUAUUCAAGAAUUAACUAAACAUAUAUUGAAACCGUUUGAGUGUUCCGAGCCAAAUAAGGUCGCUGUUUUUAAAAUUCACUUAGAAUUAUUUAUUUCGUAUAGUGAACAGCAUUCUUUUUGGGUACCUAAUCGAAAUGAAAAACAUGAACAAUGGCUAAUACGUGUUACAACCGUUACAUUGAUUAUUUUGUGUUCUGGUACCAAUUAUCUCAGUGAAUUACACAACGUGUGUCUUUUAAAGGCUAGUGUGUGUCAGAAAAUUUUGCCACCUUUAAUUGGUUUGCUGCUUUAUUGUGCUAAGAAAAAUCAUGUAAAAGUUAUCUCUGGCCAUAUUAAUAGCUUUUUUAAUAACAUAUGGGAAACGACUUUUGCUAGUAAAGUCGAAAACAGUGGAGACAGUAUCGUAAACAACACAGCGUCAAAUAUUCUGGAUCGUGAUCAUAAAAUGGUCAUUCAAUACAUGCUAGAUAUUGUUAACUUUAUUCGUCUACAAAGUAAAUUUUAUCCAACUAGAUUAAAUUGUUCGGCCGAAACAUUGAAUACGUUGAACCUUGAAUAUGACAAAGUGGCAUGGGCAGCGACUGUCAUCGAUCAGAAUUUAGUUGCCAUAUAUUAUAGUGAGCUUUGGGCGAUGUAUCAAAAUGAUAAAGUUCCACCAUCUUCGCCUGAAGCUACCACAGUCUUGGACGGCGGCAAAGACAUUCAACGUAUAAUGAGAAAGUGUUAUGUUUCUAUUGGGGAAAUGGACGCCAUUGAAGGCUGCGGCACAGCCCAUUUGACUAUCGAAGAUGAGAGACGCAAACACCUUAUAAAUUCUGGUCAAUAUACGGACGCGCUGUUGUUGUACGACAUCGGACUUUCGGGAGGAGGGCACAACAACAUGGAACUGCACUACGGUACUCUGAAAUCGCUUCAAAAGUCCGGAAUGUACCAUACAGCUUUACAGCACAUCAAGUCUUUGCCAGAAUCAGAUGAACUAAAUGAUUUGAAGUAUGAAUGCUUGAGUUCACUGGGUGACUGGAGUGAUAUUGUAGACACUCGAAGUUUGCAAGAGAAAUUUGAAGAGAGUAAUUGUAAUCCUCAAUCUAUUAUAAAAGCAUUUCGGUACGCUUGUCUCAAAGAUUGCCUAACCUUACAAGUUACACCUAAAUUGGACAAUAGACUUGUUGUACCUCUUAACAGAGCGAAGCUUGCGGUAUCUAGGUUAUGCCAGGAUCUUAAUAUGGAAAAUUGCCAAAAUGUAUAUAAAGUAUUAACAAAGAUCCACCUGUUUUGUGAUAUUGAAGAUUAUUUCGCCGUAAGAACAUAUGAACUUCCAAUAGAAACAUUGCUUAGUAAAUGGCGAGUUGAAAAACUGCCAGCAUUUCAUGAUUUUAAGCACCUAGAAGAUCUAAUAAGUCAACGGAAUAUGAUGCUCGAAAAUGCAGCAAAGACACAUGUUGGAGUUGUGAAAGAUAUUAUAUCGUUACAGUUACAGUAUGUUGAACUUAGUCUAACUAAUCAACGAGUCCAAAUGGCACAACGACUUUUAGCAGCAGUUAAAAAGUUGGAGUCGUCGGAACAAAUAGUUCUAUUAGAGAGUCAAAUUUCUUGGGCUAAAGGACAUAAAGAUAUAGCCCUGUCCUUGUUACGUGACGUCGUUUCCAAUAACAACCCUUCGGCGAUAUCAUUAAGGCAAUUUGGCUUAUGGAUGGCCGAGUCGAAAUGUGAUAGUCCUAGGGAUAUUAUAGAUAAAUAUUUAAAAAGAAGCCUUGACGUUUUAAAUAAAAGCGACGAUACAAAAACAAUGUUGAAAUUGUAUAAUGACAUUGCAAAAUUCAGUGAUGUCGAAUAUAAGAAGGUGGUAUCAUACAUGAAUUCUUCAGUAUUCCAAAACAAGGUGGAAUGUUUAAAAAAAAUGAAGGAAACAGUGAAUUUGUCUCAAGUUGCACAGGAUGGCUUAACUGAUGAGGAUAGAAUAGAACUAAGAACAAAUGGAAAAUUUAUGCAAUUGGAUGAAGCAGAAAUCAGUUUCACCAAAGCUGAAAAAGAAAGCUUUUUGUAUUCUGCAAUGAGAUAUUAUUUACUAUCUUUGAAACAAUGUGAGGAGAGCAAUCUGUCUGUAUUCAGAGUCAUCUCUCUGUGGUUUGAUAAUCCUAAUUUGGUGUUAGAAGAGGGCGACUUUAAAGAUUUAUUAGAUGAAAUACCUUCUCGCAAGUUUAUAACCGUAUUGCCGCAGCUAGCUCCUCAUCUAACUAAUGAAGAUACUGUGUUUGCUGCAAAUUUACGAAAUAUAAUAAAGCGAUGCGCAAUAGAACAUCCGCACCAUACGCUUCCAAUUCUGUUCAGUUUAAAGAACUCCGAUAAGGACAAAUUUAUAUUGAACACUAGUACGACGAACAUUGGUUAUCGAACACAGUACAAGCGAUCGCAAGAGCCACGCGUAAUAGCAGCCGACAAUCUUAUUAAAGAAGUGGCGAACGAAAGUGCCACGUUGUCUACUAUUGUAACGCAGAUGGAGAAAUUAUGUGAUGCGAUGAUAAGUUUUGCUAAUUACAAAAUAAAGUCAAAAGAGGCUAAACAAAGAGUUCCAUCAGCAGAAAAUAUUAACAACCUGGGUCGGUUGGAUGCUAUAACUAUACCUACAAUCUCUCUGCCAAUCAAACAUGAUUGUGAUUAUAAUUAUUUUCCCACUUUAGUAUCAUUUGACAAGUAUUUCGAACUGGUGGGAGGGAAAUCAUAUCCAAAAAAAAUAAGUUGCAGAAGUUCAGACGGAAGCUUAAAAAUUUUAUUAAUAAAGGAUAAAGAUGAUCUAAGACAAGACGCUGUAAUGCAACAAGUGUUCAGUAUUGUUAAUACUUUAUUAGAAAAGAACACAAUAACUUGCAGAAACAAAUUAACCAUCCGCACUUAUAAGGUAGUGCCAAUGUCACGUCUAUCUGGGGUACUGGAGUGGUGCGAAGGUACAAUGCCCAUUGGAACAUAUUUGUCUGGAAAUAAUGGAGCCCAUUCACGUUAUAGACCUCAGGAUAUAACAAGCAACGUCGCGCGGCAAAAACUUGCAAAAUGUCACGAUGAAGGAAGAAGUAAUGAAAUAAAAUUAAGAGUGUUCCUUGCUAUUUUAAAUAAUUUCAAACCAGUGUUUCAUUACUUUUUUACGGAACAUUAUUUAGAUCCUGUUACGUGGUAUGAGCGGCGUUCUCUGUACACAAAAAGUGUUGCUGCAUCAUCUAUGGUUGGCUACAUAUUAGGAUUGGGUGACAGACAUGUAAAUAAUAUUUUAAUUGAUAAAAAUAGCGCAGAAGUCGUUCAUAUAGACUUUGGUUAUGCUUUUGACCAGGGAAAAAUUUUAAGAACUCCAGAGACGGUACCCUUUCGCUUGACUCAAGACAUUAUCGCUGGAUUUGGAUGUAGCGGUGUUGAGGGAAUUUUUAGAAGAUGCUGUGAAAAAACAAUGCAACUUCUUAGAGAUAAUCAGGAGACAUUAUUGACAAUACUGGAAGUAUUGUUGUAUGAUCCAUUAUACUCAUUGACUUCAAGGCAAAAUAUUCAGUCUGCCACAGGGAAUGCAGCUGUAUGUGUGGCUGGUUCAGAUCGGCAUCAUUUAGCUGAGCGUGCGUUAUUGGCAGUUAGCAGCAAGCUUAGUGGUACCGAGGGUGGCAUCGCUGGAGGAGUUUCGGUGCCGGGCCAAGUCGCCCGCUUAAUACAUACUGCAACUGAUCCAGCUAAUCUUUGUCGUCUUUUUCCAGGGUGGCAACCCUAUUUAUAAACUAUAGAAUGGUGUAAUCGAUGCAUGUAUUGAAUUCAAUUUUUAUUUUAUUUUUGUACCAUGGUUACCAUAGUUUUUAAUUUUAUAAUUGAUUUUAAAUAGAGUUAUUCUGAUUUACCUUUUCAUUUAUAUAGACUAAAGUUGGCAGUGUAUUUUAGUCAUGUAGAAAUUUAAUAAUAACUUUAUUUUAUGGAGAAAAUCGGUUUCUAAAAUGUUUGAUUACAACACAAAGUAUCAGAUUUUAUCUACUAAUAAUAAAAACCGAUAUAGAUUUUUUGCCAUCAAUGAUUAAUUGAUAAUAUUCUUAUGUGUAUAACAAGGUACUAAUUGUGAUACAAUAAUGGCCUUAAUGUUCAAAUUAUUAUGUACUUUUUCUCUAUUAUUAUUAUAAUUUUAGUCUAGUCUAUUCUGGUUUUAGACCUCUUUUUUUGUUAAUCUAGUUAUGUCUCUAGCGAUAAGUCCUCGUGUCUUUCGUCUGUAUUUUUAUAUGGCCUUAGGUUAUAUGUAAGCAGAGUAUGAGAAAGAGUUCGUCAAACUGAAUAAUUUUCAUGUUUAUAAAUUUAACAAUUUUAUAUAAACAGAGAUUUUUUUAAACGACUGAUGUUAGAAAUUUAACUGCAAACCUAUAAUGAAAGUAAAAAUAAUUUUGUUAAUAUAUCGUAUGUGAGCGAGAUACAUGAAAUAGAACAGAAAUUAAUACACGCCGGAUGCUGCUUGGAUAAUCCAGCUGAAUUUCCUUUUAAUAUUUUAUUGUUAGUUUUAAAUGUACCUACAAAAUGUUAUCAAACCUCAUUUAUAUAAUUAAAUAAAAAAUAUGAUUGCUUUAAAUAAAUAAAUUUUGUUUCUUUGUAAUUUUA